Messenger RNA from Passer domesticus (house sparrow), 2251 nucleotides. It is a transcript of the gene DAPP1, whose product is annotated as dual adaptor of phosphotyrosine and 3-phosphoinositides 1. The record is from RefSeq and is a predicted model, not a curated record. The transcript has 9 exons. Lineage: Eukaryota; Metazoa; Chordata; Aves; Passeriformes; Passeridae. The coding region runs from base 562 to 1068 and encodes 168 amino acids.
UGCACGGAGGAUCAGCACGGAAAGCAGCGGCUCGGGGUGCGGGGGCCAGGCAGAGCCUGGGCAAGCAGCAUCCCCCUUCCCUGGCCAUCCAGCGGCACGGCCAUGGAAAGCUGCGCUCGGAGGGGCAGCACACAGCCCCCCUGCGCUCUGGGCACAGGACUGAACACCUGACACUUACAGAAAAACCCACAAAUUUCACCUCCACAGAUUUCCUCGCUGAGCACUUGGGGCGGACACAGAAGAGGCGAGGGGCGUUCACUGAUGGAUUGCAGGAGGAAAACGCGCGGACAACGAAACGCUUUGGAAUACCAGCUUCUGGGAGGGACAGGUUAAAGCGAUGGGAGGUGGUACCAUGACAGCCUCACCCGGCACGCAGCAGAAGCGCUGCUGCUCUCCAACGGGCAGGACGGCAGCUAUCUUUUGAGGAAGAGUAAUGAAAGAGAAGAUUUGUACUCCCUCUCUGUAAGGGGUAAAGAUUCUGUGAAACACUUCCAUGUUGAGCACACAGGAACUUCAUUCAAGUUUGGAUUUAAUGAAUUUUCUAGCUUGAAAGAAUUGGUCAUGCAUUUUGCAAACCAGCCUUUAAUUGGAAGUGAAACAGGAACUUUAAUUGUAUUGAAGCAUCCCUACCCACGGCAGGUGGAGGAGCCUUCCAUUUACGAGUCUGUCCGAGUGCACACUGCAAUGCAGACGGGAAGGACAGAAAGUGACCUUGUCCCAAAUGCUCCCUCACUUGGUACCAAAGAAGGGUAUUUGAUAAAACAAGGCAAAAUAGUCAAGAGUUGGAAAACAAGGUGGUUUACACUGCAUAGGAAUGAACUGAAGUACUUCAAAGACCAGACAGCUACGGAACCAAUUCGAGCACUUGACUUAACUGAAUGCUCAGCUGUGCAAUUUGACUAUUCCCAGGAAAGAGUCAAUUGUUUCUGUUUAGUGUUCCCACUAAGGACAUACUACCUGUGUGCCAAAACUGGGAUAGAAGCUGACGAGUGGAUUAAAAUCCUGCGGUGGAAACUGUCACAGAUACGGAAGCAGCUGGAGGAGCGCAGUGCUGCCCUCAGCUCCUAGCUGUGCCAGCGCUCCUGCUCCUCUGGCAGCAGCUGCCUCUGUCCACGGGGAAGGCACUGCUUUCCAGAGGGCAGCCUCACGUCUCCAGUGCCAUCUGUGUCCCCACACAGAGGCCACCCAGCUCUGCUCACACGGGAUCCUGCAGCUCUGGGUGCUCUGCGGCUGCCGGGUCACACAGGGGACGGCUGCAGAACCAGGGUGUGGGUUUGAUACAUGUGGUGUGUGCCUGUAAUGCACCUCAAACACUGCCACCUAAUCACAGAAGUGGUCACUGUUCAAAACUUUUGGGGUUAUUCAGAGCACUCAUUAAUUUAUUGCAAGCUGCAUCACAACUAAGCAUCGAUAUCAUGUUCUGUAACAUUGAACCUUUUAUUUAAAACAGGUCCUUUCUGGAAACAUUAAAUAUAUUUUUAUUACCUGUUUUGGCUUUAAACCUGAAGAAAAAUGACAGAAUUACAUUUUGUAGAUAGCAUCUAUAUUGCAAUCCAGAGAGUAGUAUUUCAAGGCCCUUUUCAAAGUGACAGAUGUCUGACAACUAGUUCUAGUCAAACAAAUUUUUGUAUGGUUUAGCUUUAUACCACAGGGAUGGCUACAAGGGAAUGUUUGUUUAAAACAGCAUCUGUAGGUAAUGGUGAGCAGCACCAUGUAAGCACACUUGUAUACAAACCACGGUUUUGAGAAACAGUAGCUGCUUCCUGGCACUCAUAGGACACACAUUUAACAGCGUUGUGGCUCACUAGAACAAGAACAAGAAGUGGAACCCCAUGAUGCUGGUGCUGUGCUCUAAAUAGGUGUUACAUUUGACACACUGGAGAGGCUCAAGACCAGACUGACCCAGCUGCAAGAUCCCCUGAGCAAUUCUGUGCCUCCUCGAGGGCUGGGCAAAGAGGGGGAACCACUUCUCCCGGCAAAACAAUCAAAUUUAUGCUGAAACAGCAUCUGCCAGCCUCUCCUGCUAUGCCACACUGCAGUCUGUGUUUGGUAUUGCUCAUGCAGAAGGUGUUUGGUAAUUGCCUUUGCUGGGAGAAGAGUGCAGAAGGGGGAAGGCAAAAGCACAUUGGAAGAAAAAAGAAAAUCUAGAUUUGGACAUAUAAAUAGCAUUUUACUUCAACUUAGGAAUUCAAAGUAUUUGUAAAUAUUUUUAUAUAGACUGUUUUCUGAAUAAAAUGUCAUUAUAAAACUA